UCUGGGCCCUGGUUCUCAAAAAAUGAAAAUAAAAACAAACAAUUCCAAUCCAAAUAACCCUAGUCCCCAAAUCGAGCUCGCAGCAGCAGCGAGUGGCGACUCCGCCGACCAUUUCACUUCCGCCGGCAUCCGGCUUCUCCGUCCCAUUCCCCACCCCCGGCCACCUGCAACUCCAUGGGGAUGGCUCAGAGCGUCGGGCGCCGGGAUUCCUACGCCGACACCGGAGCAGGCGGCGAGGACCUCAUCAGCGCGCUUCCAGACGACGUGCUCGUCCACAUCCUCCUCCAGCUCCGCGACGCCGCCGCCGCCGCCCGGACCAGCAUCCUCACCCGACGGUGGCGCGGCCUCUGGGCCCUCCUCCCGCAGCUCACCUUCGCCGACGGCAUCGAGCACCACCGCAUAGUCUCCGCCCUCGCCGCACACCAAGUGCCGGACCUCCGCGGUCUCCGGGUCGCCACCCGACACGCCUCCGUCGAGUACCUGGCGGUCUGGCUCCCCAUCGUCGCACGCCGCCUCACCGGAUCCAUGCUCCUCAGGGUGGUGUGGCACGACAACGAGGAGGUCGCCGAGCUGGAGCCCGAGCAAAGAGGGGAGAUUCUGCUUCCUUGCUUCCAGCGAGCCACCACGGUCAUACUCGAGUUCUCGUUCCUUCGCCUCGCCCUGCCGCCUUCCGGCGUAUUCGCCCGGCUCAAAGUUCUCGAGCUGGUUGGCAUCCACCUAUAUGGCCAGUGCAGUCUCGGCAACGCUCUCUCCUCCCCGCGGUGCCCAUCCUUGCAGAUUCUCAGUGUCCAGAAUGCUCGUGGUCUGGGCAACUUCACAAUUCAUUCCAAGUCCCUCCUAGAACUGAAGCUAUUGAAACUACCUGACAUGCAGCAGCUCAUUGUCGGGGCACCGUCACUCCAAAUGUUAAUCAUCAUGGGUUGCUUUACCGAUGGGCUGAAUCCAAGUCAGCCAGUUGCCAACAUCUCAGCCCCUCGCCUGGAGUUGCUCUUGUGGACGUGUGAUUUUGUUCCGAGCUCUCUCCAGCUUGGGGAGAUGGCACAUCUUCAAUGUCUUGUCACUGGAAAUUUCUUUGUCUAUGGACCGAUUUCCUUUGCUCUACAAAAUCGCUGUUGCAUGAGCAUUCCGCAGCACUUUGAGCGUCUCAGUGUCCUCAAUCUCUAUAUUAUCUAUCCGCCGGUCAUUGGUAAUACUGAAUACUUGAUGGAAGAUAUGACAAGUCUUCCCGACGUUACAAUAUUGAACCUGGAUGUAACUGCAUAUGUACAUUCAUUUGGAGCCAGCGUAUUCCAUGUUCUUAGGAUGUGCCCUCGUUUAAAAGCACUCUGUCUUAAAUUUCCUGUGAAACCUAGCCAACUGGAGGCACAAACCGCGUUCUGCUCCUCAGACUGCAUAUGCGAUCAGCCACCACACUGGAAAACCGAAGAACUCCUGCUGGACCGCCUCCAAGAGGUAGAAAUUUGGGGCUUUACAGGAACUGAACAUGAAGUUGCUCUUUUGAAACGGUUAGUCAGCUGGGCAACGGUGCUAAAAACGAUGAUGAUAAAAUUCCAUGGCUCCGUCGCUGAAAGCAAACGCAAUAGGCUAUGCCAGUUGUUACUAAGCUUCGCCAGGCCAGAAACAUGUUUGCAUGUAGCGCCGCUAUUCUAGAAAUAUGCACGCAAAAAAGCUUGUAGCGCUCCAUCCUGGCGAAGGUUUUAUGGCAGCAACUUUGUUCGCAUGCAGUAGUUGUCAAGUGGAGCAGAGUACUUUUGUGAGGGUGAACUCAUUUAGCUUUGUUUAACUCGAGUAGCUUGUUUUUGUUUGAAGUAAGAAUGGAAACUUCUAUUGAUUGAUCACUGGAAAGUAGUACAAUU
Molecule: messenger RNA, 1856 nt
Organism: Triticum urartu
Lineage: Eukaryota; Viridiplantae; Streptophyta; Magnoliopsida; Poales; Poaceae
Product: putative F-box/FBD/LRR-repeat protein At4g03220
Molecular function (GO): protein binding
Source: RefSeq, a predicted model, not a curated record